Molecule: messenger RNA, 2254 nt
Organism: Schistosoma curassoni
Lineage: Eukaryota; Metazoa; Platyhelminthes; Trematoda; Strigeidida; Schistosomatidae
Source: the annotation of a GenBank genome assembly
AUGAUGUUAACAAAUGUUAAUGGUUCUUAUUGUUUUAAAUAUUUUCUUAUAUGUUUUAUCAUUUUCUCAAUGAUAGUUUAUUAUUAUUAUAAUAACAAUUUUAAUUCAUUGUAUGAUAUGAUGAUUAUUUCUAAUGAAGAAUAUACAAGAAAAUUUCAACAAUCAUAUUAUCAAUUACCUUUGUAUAUGAAUAAACAUUGUACAUAUUCUACAUGUUUCAAUAUUAGUAAUUGUGUUCGUGAAAUUAUUGACAAAUCAUUACAUAAUAUUAGAAUUUAUAUUUAUCCUUUAAAUGAUAGUUUAAUGUUUACAAGUUUUAGUCAACAAUUUAUUUCCUUAUAUAAUACCAUUAUAUCUAGUAAAUAUUAUGUGAAUCAAAUUGAAGAAGCAUGUAUUAUUAUCCCAGGAUUAGAUUUAUUAUAUGCUUAUCCAGAUGAUAAUCAAAUGAUCGAUUUAUCUAUGCGUUAUUUACAUCAUUUGCCAAGCUGGAACGAAGGGAAAAAUCAUUUAAUUAUUAAUUUUCUUUCAAAUGAAAAAUUAAAAUAUACAGCUUCAGCUGUUGUUGCCAGUGCUAGUCAUACAAGUUUAACGUUCAGAUCGAAAUUUGAUGUAGUUCUACCGGCAUUUAAUCCAUUGACUGUUGUAGUGAAUCAACGUAUUCAUGAGAGACGUACUAUUUUUUUAAUUGUUUUCCAAUCAACUGAUCAAAAUUUGAUCUACCAAGUGCAAUACCUCCUAUUAGAUUCUCGCACGUCAAAUUCAAAUUUAGUGCGCCCCAUACUUGUUCUAGACUCUUCAUCAAACCAAUCUAAUACAACCUAUAAUCAACGUUUUGUGCUAGUAUCUGAAUCACCAUAUCGUCAAGGUGUGGAAAAAUGGAUAGACUAUUCGGAAUCAUUGUGUUCUAGUGAAUUUUGUUUGAUCAUUGAUGCGGACAAUUUAAAUCGUUUUAAUUUGUAUGAUAGUCUAGCUUGUGGUUGUAUCCCGGUGAUUGUCAAUGAUGAUAUUGUUUUACCUUUCUCAGAAGUUCUUGAUUGGUAUAAAAUUGCUAUUCAUAUUCCACAAGUUAAAUUUCAAAAGAUUCCAUCCAUCUUAUCAACAUAUUCAUCAAAAGAAAAAUCUCUCCUUCGAAAACAGAUAAUGUUUAUUUAUCAACGUUAUUUUUCAUCAAUAGAGAAAAUUAUAUUGACCACUUUGGACAUAUUAAAUGAUCGUGUAUUUCCUCAAUAUUCACGGUCUUAUGCUGAAUGGAAUUAUCCUAAUUAUUCUAAGGUUGGACUACCUAUAUCUCCAGUAUUAUUUUACCCUGCUAAAGCUUUUACACGUACUGGAUUUACUGCUCUCAUUCGAGCUCAUAAUCAUUUCACACUACUUUGUAUUUUGUUAAAAUCGAUUCAGUCUGUAAAAUCCUUGAGACGGAUUGUUGUUGUAUGGACAAAUAAAAUAUAUCCAGUCCCUGAUUCUACAUUAUGGCCAUCUUUAAUAGUUCCUUUAAGUGUAGUUCGUUCAGCUUAUGGUUCAGUGAAUGGUCGAUUUUUUCCUUAUCGACAAAUAAUAACUGAAGCUGUUUUUUCUAUUGAAGAAGAUACAUGCUUACCGUCGGUUGAAUUAAUCGAACGUGCAUUUGAGUUAUGGUGCCAAAAUCCUGAACGAUUAAUAAGCUUAUCUGAUCAAUCCAUCUGGAAUUUAUUUGAUAAUAAUCAAUCCUUUUCUGCUAGUUUUUCAUCAGUGUUUUUCCAUAAACAUUAUUUACAUCUGUAUACAGAUCUUUUAGCAAGUUCUAUCAAAGCAUUUAUAGAUGAUUUAGAUACAUGUGAAGAUAUCUUCUUUUAUUGGUUCAUGAUACAAACAUCUAAUGGUCAGUCGGUGUUGAGCACCAGUGGCAGUAACCGUUCAUCUACAAACAAUUAUUCAUCUAAUCUAUAUAAUUUAUCGAAUGAAUGUAAUAUUACACCGAAACAUUGUUCAUUUCAUCUGCCUCUUGUGCUAAUUCCCACUUAUCAUGUACAUGUUCUAUUACUCUUGGAUCAGACCAAUUCAAUGCCACUACAUAUGGGUUUUCUCCUGUAAUAAAAUACAAAUUAUCAUACAGUCAUUUUCUUCCUAUAUAUUUCUUGCCUACUUGGAGAGAUCAUGUUUUCGAUUAUGAAGUCAUCCAUUUAAAUCAGGUACAAUCUAACUUCCAGAAUAGUAUGAUGCAUGCAUCUAUAUACUUGUGAAGCACAAAAUCAAUUUAAUAAAAUUUGAAAACGUG